Molecule: messenger RNA, 1734 nt
Organism: Malus domestica (apple)
Lineage: Eukaryota; Viridiplantae; Streptophyta; Magnoliopsida; Rosales; Rosaceae
Product: solanesyl diphosphate synthase 3, chloroplastic/mitochondrial-like
Biological process (GO): isoprenoid biosynthetic process; ubiquinone biosynthetic process
Cellular component (GO): transferase complex
Molecular function (GO): prenyltransferase activity
Source: RefSeq, a predicted model, not a curated record
CUUCUUCCACUUUGACCCUCCUCUCCCAAAAAAACCCAAAAAACUCUCUGAAACUCUCUCUCUCUCUCUCUUAAAGUUCGUCCCUUUAAAUCGCUUUCAGUUUUACUGCGACAGAGAAAAGAAAAGUAUGUUAUUUUCGCGGGGAUUUUCUCGGAUUCAAAGAAGCAGCUUCAAUGGGUUGUGUCGGUGUUUUCUUUCCCAUCGCCGGGACCCGCAGUUCGUUGCCGCCAGCGCUUACUCUCAGUCGCUGAGUGAUUCGACCCAGAAGAUUAUGGGUUGCAGAGAGUUCUUUUCGUGGGGCUUGCCGCCGGUUUUCCAUGUUUCGAAGCACCAAAUUCACCAGCAAAGCAGCUCCAUGGUUGAGGAACCACUUGACCCAUUCUCACUUGUUUCCGAUGAACUGUCAAUUAUUGCAAACAGGUUGCGGGCAAUGGUAGUUGCUGAGGUCCCUAAGCUUGCCUCCGCUGCCGAAUACUUCUUUAAAAUGGGGGUAGAAGGAAAGAGGUUUCGUCCCACGGUCUUAUUGCUGAUGUCAACUGCUUUGAAUAUCACUGUACCUGAACCUCCUACGCAGUUGCGAGAGGCUUUGUCAACAGAGCUACGCGCAAGACAACAAUGUAUAGCAGAAGUUACAGAGAUGAUUCAUGUGGCAAGUCUUCUACAUGAUGAUGUAUUGGAUGAUGCAGACACAAGGCGUGGUGUUGGUUCAUUAAAUUGUGUAAUGGGAAAUAAGUUAGCUGUUUUAGCAGGGGAUUUUCUGCUUUCCCGAGCUUGUGUCGCACUUGCGUCUUUGAGAAACACAGAGGUUGUAUCAUUACUGUCAACGGUUGUUGAGCAUCUUGUGACAGGUGAAACCAUGCAAAUGACUACCACAUCUGAUCAACGUUGUAGCAUGGAAUUUUAUAUACAAAAGACAUAUUUCAAGACUGCAUCACUGAUUUCAAAUAGUUGCAAGGCAAUUGCCGUUCUUGCUGGGCAUACAACUGAAGUUGCUACGUUGGCUUAUGAGUAUGGAAAAAAUCUGGGAUUGGCAUUUCAAUUAAUAGAUGACGUUCUUGAUUUUACGGGCACAUCAGCUUCACUUGGAAAGGGCUCUUUAUCUGACAUCCGCCAUGGCAUCGUAACUGCUCCAAUAUUGUUUGCCAUGGAAGAGUUUCCUCAGUUGCGUACAGUUGUUGAACAGGGCCUUGACAACAACCCUGCAAAUAUUGAACUCGCUCUUGACUAUCUAGGUAGGAGCCGCGGAAUACACAGGACAAGGGAGCUAGCCACAAAACACGCAAACCUUGCCGCAGCAGCAAUCGAAUCUCUGCCCGAGAGCGAAGACGAGAAUGUCAGAAAAUCGAGGAGGGCACUCCUAGAUCUCACCCACAUAGUCAUUACAAGAACCAAGUGAUGGAGAAGAUCUGGCACCAUAUUGACAUUAAUAAGGUGUCGAAGUUCAAUUAUUUGUCAUUGCCCUUAUAUUGAACUUCAUUGUCCCCCUAAGGACGAGGGACCAUUCGGUUUUCUUCAUCAUAUUCUUUCAAUCAUUUCGUUUUCUUUUCCAAAAUUUGUUCCGCCGACUACAUUUCGUUUUGUAAAAUUCACUUUACCCUUCAUUGUGUAAAUUAAACUCUGGAGUAAUUAAGGAUGAUAUCACACACAACGUCCCCAGAUUCUGAUCAAAUGAUGUAAUUGGAUCGUAUUCGGCUCGGCUUCAAGAGUGAAGCUAGUAGCGACUUUCGUCUCUGA